CAAAAAGCACCUUAAUCGGAUAGUCACAUAACGGGAAUUAUUUAAUACUUACAUAAAUGGAAAAGAGAAUGAAUUACGGUUGGCACUUAUUUGCGCUCAACCUAAUUGCAUGCCUUAUUGCGCCUUCUGAUCAAGCAAGUGCCCCUUGCGCCCUGAGAGAAUAUAAGACUGGACUUGUAUGUGUUUGCAAUGCAACCUAUUGUGAUUACCUGGAUGAUCCAACGCCCAACGAAGAAUAUUUAUUCACAGUUGUAUCAUCAACAAAGUCGGGGCUACGCUUCGAAACAACAAAUGGCUUGUUUAAUCUCUACAAAAAAUAUUACAUUCUCGACUAUGAUCAGCGACUGGACGGCACUAUGCAAGCUUCAACACGAAGUGUGCAGAUAGAAGUUGAUCGUGAGAAACGUUUGCAGAACAUUACUGGCUUCGGUGGCUCAUUUACGGGCUCCGUAAGUUAUAUUCUGGAUAAGUUGCCACAAGAAUUGCAAGAUCAUUUAUAUAAAUCCUUUUACUCGUCAAGUGGCAUUGGUUUCAAUUUGAUGCGUACCCCAAUCGGUGGUUGCGAUUUUGAUUUGGAGGCCUGGGCGUAUAAUGAACUGCCCGAAAACGAUACCGCCCUGAGCAAUUUCACAAAGUUAGAUCCACGCGAGGAGAAAAGAAUUGAACAAAUUAAACGUUUGAAGCUGGUAUCGAAUGUAGAAAAUUUGCGUAUUAAAGCUGCCGCCUGGAGCUCUCCACCUUGGAUGAAAACCAAUAAUGCAUGGACUGGACUGGGUCGUUUGAAGAAAGAAUACUACCGGACAUGGGCUGAUUAUCAUUUACGUUGGCUUGAGUUAUGGGAAGAUAGUGGUUUACCCAUUUGGGCUAUAUCUACCGGCAAUGAACCAUUAAAUGGUGUAGCUUUUAUGAAACUUGUCAAAUUCAUGAGUUUAGGUUGGACUCCAAAUCAGCAGGCGGUUUGGUUGUCGGAGAAUCUUGGCCCCAUAAUACGCACCAAGUACAAAGACAUGCUUAUAUUUGGUAAUGAUGACCAACGCUACACUUACGCCUUCUGGUUUAAGCAGAUGAAAGCCUCGCGCAGCGACUCACUCGACUAUCUUGGCGGGCUGGCGGUGCAUUGGUAUUGGGAUGAGAUUUUCAAACCGAAAUUCAUUGAAGUUGCUCGAAAGGAGAUGCCAGAUAGAAUAUUAAUUUCCAGUGAAUCGUGCAUUGGUGAUAAGCCAUGGCAGAAAGCAGCACCGGUUUUGGGCUCUUGGGAGCGUGGGGAGAAAUAUGCGCGAGCUUUUCUUCAAGAUCUCCAAAAUGAUUUUAAUGGUUGGAUCGACUGGAAUAUUGUGCUGGAUGAAGAAGGUGGACCGAAUUAUGUGAAGAAUUUUGUCGAUGCACCAGUAAUUGCGAAUAUGACAAAUGGUAUAGAAGUUUAUAAACAACCGAUAUUCUAUGCAAUGGGCCAUUUCUCAAAGUUCAUACCAGAAGGUUCGGUUCGUAUCGCCGCGGAACGUACCAAUGUUAACGUGGACACAGUUGCUUUCUUGAGGCCAGAUAGCAGCGUGGCACUUGUAAUCUUUAAUAGUGGCUACGCUAGCGUUGAUGUUCACAUAACGGAUUCCUAUCGCGGCUCAAUCUUAUUCCUAAUACCCCCGAAAUCUAUUCAUACCGUUCUUUACAAAUAAACAGACUGAAUAUUAUUUUA
Molecule: messenger RNA, 1693 nt
Organism: Anastrepha ludens (Mexican fruit fly)
Lineage: Eukaryota; Metazoa; Arthropoda; Insecta; Diptera; Tephritidae
Product: lysosomal acid glucosylceramidase-like
Exons: 9
Coding region: 57-1673 (538 amino acids)
Biological process (GO): glucosylceramide catabolic process
Molecular function (GO): glucosylceramidase activity
Source: RefSeq, a predicted model, not a curated record